Nothobranchius furzeri (turquoise killifish) is the source of this 579-nucleotide messenger RNA. RefSeq names its product hemoglobin subunit alpha-2. The record is from RefSeq and is a predicted model, not a curated record. NCBI's taxonomy places the organism in Eukaryota, Metazoa, Chordata, Actinopteri, Cyprinodontiformes, Nothobranchiidae. Gene Ontology annotation, molecular function: iron ion binding; oxygen carrier activity; organic acid binding. Gene Ontology annotation, cellular component: blood microparticle; hemoglobin complex; haptoglobin-hemoglobin complex. Gene Ontology annotation, biological process: oxygen transport; hydrogen peroxide catabolic process.
UCACAUAUAAACCCCCCCAUGACUGCCUGCUGAUCGGCAUUCGAACCAAACAAUUAGCCAACAGGAUGAGUCUCACAGCCAAGGACAAGGACACUGUCAAGGCCUUCUGGGGCAAAGUGUCUGCCAAGGCGGAAGACAUUGGCCAGGAUGCUCUGUCCAGGAUGCUGGUCGUCUACCCUCAGACUAAGACCUACUUCGCCCACUGGCAGGACCUGAGCCCUGGCUCUGCCCCGGUGAAGAAGCACGGAGCUACGAUCAUGGCUGGAGUUGGUGAUGCCGUGUCCAAAAUCGAUGAUCUGACCGCAGGUCUCCUGAACCUCAGCGAGCUGCACGCCUUCACUCUGAGAGUGGAUCCUGCUAACUUCAAGAUCCUUGCCCACAACAUCCUUGUGGUCUUGGCCAUCAGGCUGCCCAGUGACUUCACCCCUGAGGUCCACGUGGCUAUCGACAAAUUCCUGGCUGCUGUGGCUCGUGCCCUGUCUGAGAAAUACAGAUAAACAGCCAGGAGGAGCAGAUGAGAGACAGGCUCAGGCCAAAACCCUCUCUGUCAGCCUCAAUGUCAAUAAAAGAUCAAACACA